UCAGUCAUUAAACAUUCCUGUGCUUGCAGAAUUGUUAGAGAAUUGUCAGACUAUGGUAUAUAAUUAACCCUCAUAAAGCAAACCCAUUUCUAAGCUAAACUGUGUGCUUGUAUGGAGCCUUCCAUCCUGUGGUUAAAUCUGUAGUUCCCUUUUUCAAUGCAUGCUUGUCUAACUUAUCAUCUGCCAUCAUUUCUGAAGUACCUAUCACAUUUGUACUUGAAAGACAGUCUAUAAAAGAAACCCACAGCGAGGUGACCCAGAGGACGUUUGAACAAAUGGAGCAGACUCUUCACAGAGUUUUUGAGCCUUGCAGGUAUCAGCCUCUUUAAUAUGGUGACAGGUCCAUGACAUGGCCGUUCUCAUAUACCAUUUAAAGAUUAUGGCCAGCGCAGUUAAAGUUUUUCUGAUCCUCCUUUGGACAGCAAACUUCAUUCAGCCAAACAUAACUCAGGCUGCAGGAGUUCAGGUUUUCCCACCUGUUAACUUCACCCUUACAGUCUCUGCAUUAGCACAAGUACUUUUACAGUGGAAACCAAACCCUAAUCAAGAACAAAAAAACUACACUAUUAGAUAUGAUGUGAAAAUCCUAAGCCCUGUGCCUGAAGAGUAUGAUACAGAGAAGACUCACAGUAUCCAAACAGCUGCACUUCACAAUGGUUUCUCGGCACAUGUUCGGACGUUACUUCUCCAUAAUGACCUUCAGAUAAGAAGUGACUGGGUGAAGGAAAAACUCCCACCUCCACCAGGUGCUCCAGAGACAUCUGUCACCAAUUUGUCCUGUGUUACUCGCAUCAGCAUUUCUAGUACUGUUUCUCUCCAUUGCACUUGGCUUCCUGGCCAAGAGGCACCAGAAGAUACCAAGUACUUCCUAUUUUACAGGUAUGAGAUGUACACUGAAGAGUGUCAAGAUUAUAUCAAAGACAAGUGGAACAGAAAUACCGAGUGCAGAUUUUCAGUGACUCAUAUUGAUCCUGAAGAGGUUGACAAUCUCAUUGUAAUACACAUUAAUGGGUCUAGCAAGUAUGCUGCAAUCAAGCCUUUUCAGCGGUUGUUUAACCAAAAUGCUAUUGAGAAAGUGAAUGUUCCCAGAAAUGUCACUGUAUUCUUAGAGCAAAAUGAUCUCCUGGUCACAUGGGAGAAGCCAAUUUCUCCUUUCCCUAAAGAAUGCUUUGAAUACGAAUUUUACCUCUUCAACUUGAAGUCAGGUAACAAGCAGAUAUUGAAAAUACCCACAAAUGACUUCAGAUUACGGAUUGAUGUUACCAGCAGGUAUUCCAUACAAAUAAGAGCUAACCAUCACAUAUGUUGUACAAGAGGGUUUUGGAGUGAUUGGAGUGAAAUUAUUUAUGUUGGGCAAAACAAACUGGAGAAUUCCACAGUCUGGAUCCUCUCUGUGCUUUGUGUGUCCACAUGCUGCAUGUUCCUGCUUGUUGCUGUAAUGUGCAAAACAAACCACAUAAGGAGUAAACUGUUUCCACCAAUUCCAACACCCAGCAACAAAUUCAGAGACCCCUUCCCAAAUAACUACGAGAGAGCACGUACCUGCACCAGUGAGACAGAGACCGAAUUUGGCAGCUUUGCUGAAGAUCUUUAUUGCAGCGCCCUCGACGACUCUGUCUUCUGAGAUACUGCAAGGCCAGUGAGGCUGGUGGCCUUGGCACGUCACUGGAGCAGGCUUCACGUCACCUCCGCUGCAGUGAUGUUUCCAGAGGAGCAGGAGGACUUGCUUCCACAAGGUGCCUUGUGUAAUGAUCAGCUACUCAACAAAAAGUCCCAGUUUGUACAGUUUGCACGACAAAGUGGGCAUUUUUAAUAUCUUGGUUUCCCUGGAGCUUAAACAUCCCCAUCUUUUGGCUGUGUGAAGCUGGUGGGUGCUGCGAGACCCUGAC
Strigops habroptila (Kakapo) is the source of this 1889-nucleotide messenger RNA. It is a transcript of the gene IL5RA, whose product is annotated as interleukin 5 receptor subunit alpha. Gene Ontology annotation, cellular component: membrane; external side of plasma membrane. The transcript is spliced from 11 exons. NCBI's taxonomy places the organism in Eukaryota, Metazoa, Chordata, Aves, Psittaciformes, Psittacidae. Bases 350 to 1624 code for a protein of 424 amino acids. Gene Ontology annotation, molecular function: protein binding; cytokine receptor activity. Gene Ontology annotation, biological process: cytokine-mediated signaling pathway; immunoglobulin mediated immune response. The record is from RefSeq and is a predicted model, not a curated record.